AUGGAUAUUGAAGAAUUUCGUAAAAGAGGAUAUGAGACAGUUGAUAGAAUUUGCAAAUAUUAUCAGGAAAUUGAUAACUACGAUGUUAUAUCAAAAGUUGAACCUGGUUAUCUCGAGAAGCUUCUUCCGGAUGAAGCACCCGAAGAUCCAGAAUCAUGGGACGAAAUUCAAUCUGAUAUAGAAACAAAAAUUUUUCCUGGUGUUACGCAUUGGCAAAGUCCAAAUUUUUUUGCAUUUUAUCCGGCAACAUCGUCGUUUCCAGCAAUUCUUGGUGAUAUGUACAGCGACAUGUUUAAUUGUAUUGGAUUCAAUUGGAUAUGUUCACCAGCUUGUACAGAAUUGGAAACCAUUGUACUUGAUUGGAUUGCUAAAUUAAUUAAUUUAGAUUCUAGUUUUCUUAGUAAAGGGAAAGGUGGUGGUGUAAUUCAAGGAACUGCCAGUGAAGGAAUCUUGGUUGCAUUGAUAGCAGCAAGACAAAGAGUACUAGAUGAAUACAAAAAUAAGGGUCUUAGUGAAAAAGAAUUGGACGAAGUUUCUAUACGGCUGAUUGCGUAUGCUUCAGAUCAAGCGCAUUCCGCGGUGAAGAAAGCUACAAUGAUUGCAAAUACUAAAUUUGCAUUAUUCCCAACUGAUGAAAAUUAUUCAUUGCGCGGCGAAACGGUUAAAAAAAUAAUCGAAGAAGAUAUCGCUAAAGGAUUGAUUCCAUUUUUUAUUAACGCAACAAUUGGUACAACAAGCACAGCCGCCGUCGAUCAUAUUGUUGAAAUUGCUGAAGCCAUUGAGGGCACAAGCAUAUGGUUGAAUGUAGAUGCAGCAUAUGCUGGUGCGGCACUUAUUUGCCCCGAAUAUCAACAUUAUUCAAAAGGAGUAGAAAAGGCUGAUUCAUUCGGAUUUAACAUGCAUAAAUGGUUAUUGACCACUUUUGAUUGUUCAUGUUUUUGGAUUAAAGAUCGAUCAUUUCUUUUAAAUGCAUUAUCGAUUACGCCAGCAUUUUUAAGAAAUGCUGCAAGCGAAAGACUGUCAGAUCAUUUUUACAAGGAGAUUUUACGAUAUCCCGAAUUGUUUAAAAUUGCUGCACCUUAUUCUUUUUCUCUCGUUUGUUUUUAUGUAAUUCCCCCGGCUGCUAAAGAAAAUCAAUUCACGUCUAACGAAUUAACUGAAAAAGUAUUAAAUAAAUUAAACGAUACCAAACAAGUUUUUAUUACCCAUACACAAUUGGGUGAUCAAAUGGUAAUUAGAUUUCCAGUUAGUGGUUAUUGGACAAAAAAAGAACAUGUUGAUAAAGCUCUGAAUUUAAUCAUAAAGUUUACCAAAGAAUUAAUAGGAGUUGAAUGA
This is a messenger RNA of Entrophospora sp. SA101, 1335 nucleotides long. The record is from the annotation of a GenBank genome assembly. NCBI's taxonomy places the organism in Eukaryota, Fungi, Glomeromycota, Glomeromycetes, Entrophosporales, Entrophosporaceae.